Molecule: messenger RNA, 4552 nt
Organism: Nicotiana attenuata
Lineage: Eukaryota; Viridiplantae; Streptophyta; Magnoliopsida; Solanales; Solanaceae
Product: formin-like protein 14
Source: RefSeq, a predicted model, not a curated record
AGCUCUUUCUUUCCGUUCCCAAAUUUUAAAACUCUAAAUAGUUCAAAUCCUACAUCAGAAAAAAAUUCAUACUAAAAUCGAAAACGUUACUGCAACACUGUCGGUUCUUCACCUCAAAUCUUGAAUCUUUCCUCAACGGCUUCUGUCGGUUUGCUUCAGUUCAAAAGUUUCCCUUUCUGGGUCGUCUUGUACAUAUAUAUAUUUAUGUAAAUUAGGUGCUUUAUUGGCUAAGUAUUAGUAUGUCGCUGUUAAGUAGAUUUUUCUAUAGAAGGCCCCCAGAUGGGUUGCUGGAACUUGACGAUAGAGUAUACGUUUUUGAUUCUUGUUUUUCCACUGAAGUACUGCCUGAGGGAAUUUACCAGCUUUACUUGCACGAAAUCAUAAAUGAACUGCACGAAGAAUUUCCAGAUUCCUCCUUUCUUGCUUUCAAUUUCAGAGAAGGCGAGAAAAGGAGCCAGUUUGCCGAGAUUUUAUGCGAGUAUGAUGUAACUGUAAUGGAUUAUCCAAGGCAAUAUGAAGGCUGUCCUGUACUGCCUUUGUCUUUGAUCCAUCAUUUUCUAUGUGUCUGUGAGAGUUGGCUUUCUCUUCGAAAUCAUAAUAAUGUGAUUUUGUUACACUGUGAGAGAGGUGGUUGGCCCCUUCUAGCCUUCAUUUUGGCUAGUUUCUUGAUUUUCAGAAAGUUACAAAGUGGAGAGAGAAAAACUCUCGAGAUGGUUUAUCGUGAGGCACCUAAAGGUUUAUCACAAUUAUUGUCACCUCUGAACCCAUUCCCUUCUCAGCUUCGUUACCUACAAUAUAUAUCAAGAAGACAUAUAUCUUCCGAGUGGCCUCCUCCUGAACAAGCUCUUUCUCUCGAUUGCCUCAUUCUUCGUGCCAUUCCAAGAUUCGACAAUCAAAAAGGGUGUAGGCCAAUUGUCCGCAUUUUUGGCCGGAACCUUCUUAGCAAGGAUGGAUUGUCAACUCAUAUGUUGUACACCAUGCCAAAGAAAGGUAGAAGUCUUCGACAUUAUCGCCAGAAGGACAGUGAUGUCAUCAAGAUUGAUAUUCAGUGUUUGGUGCAAGGAGAUGUAGUAUUGGAGUGUGUCCACUUAGACCUGGACCCUGAAAGGGAAGUCAUGAUGUUCCGUAUAAUGUUCAACACAGCUUUUAUUCGGUCCAACAUUUUAAUGUUAAACUGCGAUAACUUGGAUAUUCUAUGGGAUUCAAAGGCACGCUAUCCAAAAAGCUUUCGAGCUGAGGUUUUAUUUGGUGAUGUUGAGAGCAUAUCUCCUGCAAAAGUUCCCACUGCAGCUCUAAAUGGUGAGGAGAAAGGUGGGCUUCCUAUCGAAGCUUUUUCAAGGGUACAAGAACUUUUUAGUGGUGCUGAUUGGGUUGAUACCGGCGAUGAUGCUGCGUUAUGGUUGUUUAAACAACUAUCAGUGUUGAAUGAUAUGAAAGAUUUAUCAAUUUUGCAAAGUAGGAUGAGUGGGUAUUCGUCCCCAUUUGACUCUGAAGAAGAAAAUAAUGCAUCGAGUAUUGCUGACAGUUUGGACUUUCUGGACUCAGAGAAAGCUAGUAAUCUUACUUAUGCUAAUACAACAGACAUCAAUUUUUUAGAUGAACAGGAUUCAGCUUCUGAUGAAACUUCUGAUCUGAAGAUUUCUGAGGAUCAAGUGAAGCUUUCAAUGUCAGAUAUUGGUCCUGUUCAGUCUCCUUCUGAAAAUAACAGUCAAUUGGAUGCUGCCAUUGCUCCUGAACAUUCAAAGGAAGUUCGAGAUUGCGAUACAAGAACUUCCUCUUCUUCUCCAUUACCUUCACCAACUUCGUCACCUGUCCAUGUUAUUUCUAGUACAAAAGUCCCUGAAUCAUCAGCACCAUCUCCCCUACCCUCUGUGUUUGGUUCUCCUAGCAAGGAGGUUUCAUUACCUCCACCACCACCACCACCACCUCCUCCUAUAUUUGGUGGCCCUUCUUCUGUCCCGCGUCCUCCUCCGUUUCCAGCACUUGCAAGUUCUAAAAGAUCACCUCCACCACCACCACCGCCACCACCUUCAAUCGGUGGUAAUAGAGGACCUUCACCGCCAAGAGAACAUACUUCUUCAACUUCCCCUGAUAGCUUUGCUAGAGAACCUUCGCCACCUCCACCACUUCCAAAUAAGAGCUUUUUAGGCACCCCUGCUCCUCCACAUCCACCUCCUGUCCCUACAUUUUCUACUGCUCGUAGUCCUCCGCCUCCGCCUCCACCUCCCCCUCCUCCUCGGAGGCCAUCUAACUGUAAUUUAUCACCCCCUCCUCCUCCCCCUCCUUUUGUCUCUUCCAAGUUCCCCCCUUUAUCUCCUCCACCACCACCACCUCUCCCUCCACCUUCCGUGUCAUUUAGGUGUACGCCGUUGCCUUGUGUAACUCCCCCGCCUCCCCCACCUCCCCCACCCCCUGUCUCUUUCAAGGGCCCUCCACUUCCACCACCACCACCACCACCGACUUCUUCCUCUACAUCAAAUAGGUCAACUCCGUUGGCGCCUCCACCACCUCCACCUCCACCUCCACCUUCAUCCUCUACAUCAAAUAGGUCAACUCCGUUGGCCCCUCCACCACCACCUCCACCUCCACCUCCACCAAAUAGGUCAACUCCGCUGGCACCUCCACCACCACCACCUCCACCUACAAGCAAUUCUAAAAGGCCACCUGCACCUCCUCCACCUCCUUUGGGAGUUCCUAGGCAAGGUUCAACUCCACCCGCACCUCCACCAGCACCAAAGGCUCCUAAUGCUCCACCACCUCCUAGGCGGGGUUUGACACCCACUCCACCUCCACCACCUGGUGGAAAGGGACAUAAUGUGCCACCACCACCACCUUCAUCUACUGGACGUGUAAGAGCCUCCCUAGGCUCAAAUGCUCUAGGGAAAGGGCGAGGUGCAGGAGGUACGUCAAUUCCUCCUAAAAAAGCUUCAUUGAAGCCUUUACAUUGGUCGAAAGUUACAAGGGCCAUGCAAGGGAGUUUAUGGGCAGAUACGCAAAAUAAGGAAAAUACAUCCAGAGCACCUGAAAUUGAUAUUACAGAGCUCGAAAAUUUGUUUUCGGUGGCUUCAGCUACUGAUGGAACUAGCAAAGGUGGAGCUCGACGUGGUUCCAAAAUCAACAAACCAGAAAAAGUGCAAUUGGUUGAUUUGCGCAGGGCGUACAAUUGCGAAAUCAUGCUUACAAAAAUCAAGAUUCCCCUGCCUGAUAUGCUGAAUGCUGUUUUGGCUUUGGAUUCGUCAGCUCUGGACAUUGAUCAAGUUGAAAAUCUGAUAAAGUUUUGCCCAACAAAAGAAGAAAUGGAGACACUGAGGAACUAUAAUGGGGACAAGGAAAUGCUUGGAAAGUGUGAGCAGUUUUUUCUGGAGCUGAUGAAGGUCCCACGAGUUGAGUCCAAGUUAAGAGUGUUUUCAUUUACUAUCACUUUUUCUAAUCAGGUGACUGACUUGAGAACUAACCUAAGUACAAUUAAUAAUGCUACUAGAGAGGUGAAAGAAUCAGCCAAACUACGUCAAAUAAUGCAGACCAUUCUAACAUUGGGAAAUGCACUGAAUCAGGGUACAGCACGAGGAUCUGCUGUAGGGUUCAAGUUGGACAGUCUUCUUAAGCUUUCUGACACUCGUGCUAGAAACAACAAAAUGACCUUGAUGCAUUAUCUGUGCAAGCUCCUUGCUGAGAAAAUGCCAGAGUUGCUUGAUUUCGACAAGGAUCUUCUUCACUUGGAAGCUGCUUCUAAGAUCCAACUGAAGUCUUUGGCUGAAGAAAUGCAAGCAGUGAGCAAAGGUCUUGAGAAAGUUGAACAAGAACUUACUGCAUCCGACAAUGAUGGUGCAAUAUCUUCGGGCUUUCAGAAGGUGUUAAAGAAUUUCCUUUAUACUGCUGAGGCUGAAGUCAAGUCUCUCACUACUCUUUAUAUUGAAGUGGGAAGGAGUGCAGACUCCCUGUCCCUGUAUUUUGGCGAGGAUCCAGCUCGAUGCCCCUUUGAGCAAGUGACACAGAUUUUGGUGGUCUUCACCAAGAUGUUUAAAAAAUCACGCGAUGAGAAUGAACAACAAGCUGAUGCUGAAAGGAAGAAAUUGGAAAAGGAAGCCUUGAAGGAACAAGCAGCCGCUAGUUCUUCUGGAAAGAAAGAAGUUGAUGCUGAUCGAAUAAAACUAAACUUUCGAAAUCAGUUACAUGCUGUAUGAUCAGUUCAAAUUGACCAAGCUUACUAUACUCCAUAAGCCGACAGAGUGUAUACGGAGAACAGUUCAUAAUCGGGUAAAAAAGAUUUACAUUCUUGAUGAUAGCAGCCUUGGAAGGCUUUGCUCAAACAAGUUGAUGCUAGUGUACUUCAGUGUUAAGUUUUAUAGUUAGUUAUAUAUGUACAUAAUUACCACAGUUUUAUUGGCAUUUUUCUUGUCAUGUAGAAUCGCGCAGCGCUGCCAUGAUUACUCCUAUUUUGUAUCCAGAAGAAAAAAAUUGACACACCUCAAAAUUCGAGAGGUUUCCAAGUUGUACAUAUUGAAGUUCCAUAUCCGUGUAUAUGUAUUUAAAGGUGAUUUCUUUUUUACUA